AUGGCCGAUGUUGAAAGCAGCCCAGAUGGCUCGACCGGAGGCCACGACGACGUCGAGAAGGCGGCGUUUCAGCAUGUCGAGCAGGUCCACACCAACGAGCGUGUACCCGGCCAUGGCAAUUACUACGAAAAAGACGGUCUACGAACAUACGGUGAUGGCGAAGACCACGACCACGAGCCGCCGAUGACCUUCAGGCGUGCGAUGAGUCUGCUCGCCAUGGCCUUGCAGUCCGCAGUCUGGACUGGCAGUCAAAUCCCAGUCUACCUCUUCGGCGGCGUCCCACCUUACAUCUACGGCGACAUAGGCGGCACAGACCGAUGGAUCUGGUUCGUGCUCGCCAAUCUCCUCUCCCUCGCAGCCAUCUGCCCCUUCGUCGGCUCCAUUUCAGAUCUCAUCGGCCGCCGCUACGUCGCCAUCAUCGGCGCCAUCUUCCUCGUCAUCGGCAACAUCAUCUGCUCCACGGCCAAAACCAUGAAUAUCUUCAUCGGCGGCAUGGUCUUCGCUGGUAUCGGCGCCGGCAUCAACGAACUGACUGCUCUGGCUGUGACCGCUGAGCUGGCUCCGACGGCUAAGCGCGGCAAAUACGUCGCCAUUCUGAUCUUCACCAUCAUCCCCUUCUGCCCGUCUGUGCUUUGGGGACAGCUUAUCGCGUCCAGGUACAGCUGGCGCUACAUCGGUGCUCUUUGCGGUGCCUACAAUUUCGUCGGUCUCAUGCUCACGGCCGUCUUCUACUUCCCACCGCCACGUGUGAACAGCCAAGGUUUGACCAGCAGCCAAAUUCUACGCCAGAUCGACUGGGUUGGUGGUGCUUUGAGCAUCCCGGGCAUGCUCCUCUUCAUGAUGGGCAUGCAAUGGGGCGGCUACCAAUACCCCUGGUCCAGCGCCCACGUCCUCGUCCCUCUUAUCCUCGGCGCCGUGCUCAUCAUCGGCUUCUUCGUCUGGGAAAGCUACGGAGCAACCUAUCCCAUGUUUCCCAAGCGCAUUCGCCAGGAUCCACGAAUCCUCGGUCUUACACUGGUCAUCACCUUCAUCAGCGGAGCCAACUUCUUCUCCAUCUUGAUGUUCUGGCCCACGCAGGCUUUCAAUGUCUACGGCCAUGAUCCCGUUGGUGUUGGCCUUCGUGGAUUGCCAGUCGGGUUCUCGAUUCUAGCUGGUUGCUGUAUCGUGCUCUGGGCACUCUCCGUGCUUCGAGGGCACAACAAGCUGCUUCUGAUCGCCUCCAGUGUCAUCAUGACCGCUGGCUGUGGUGCGCUCGCGAUCGGUCGUGUAGACAAUCUCUACAAACUCUGGGGUAUUCUCGUCCUCGCUGGUCUCGGCAUCGGCGGUAUCGUCGUUCCUGCCUCAAUCAUUACCACGAUCAUCUGCCCAGACGAUCUCAUCGCCACCAUGACGGCCCUCACCUUGGCCAUCCGCGUCAUCGGCGGCUCCAUCGGCUACUGCGUCUACUACAACGUCUUCAUCUCGAAAUUCGUCCCAGCAGCAACAUACUACAUCGGUGGCGCCAUGGAGUUGAAACUCAACAUCACCUCCGUUGCAGUCAUAACCGAGGCCAUCCAAAUCACCGGCGCCUCGCUUCUCCCCGCAUUGCAAGAACUCGAAGGUAUCAAGGGCGUUCCAGGAGCGUACGAACUCGUGGUCUAUGCCGGUCAGCUGGCGUACGCCGAGGCGUACAAGUACGUGUACUACGUCUCUAUCGCGUUCGGAGCUGUGAGCAUUGUGGCGGCGUGCUUCUUGGGUGAUAUUGGGAAGUAUAUGGAUGACCAUGUUGCUGUUGUCAUGCACUGA
Recurvomyces mirabilis is the source of this 1785-nucleotide messenger RNA. RefSeq lists its product as uncharacterized. Gene Ontology annotation, molecular function: transmembrane transporter activity. The transcript is spliced from 7 exons. Gene Ontology annotation, biological process: transmembrane transport. The record is from RefSeq and is a predicted model, not a curated record. Gene Ontology annotation, cellular component: plasma membrane. Lineage: Eukaryota; Fungi; Ascomycota; Dothideomycetes; Mycosphaerellales; Teratosphaeriaceae. Bases 1 to 1785 code for a protein of 594 amino acids.